Molecule: messenger RNA, 876 nt
Organism: Cannabis sativa
Lineage: Eukaryota; Viridiplantae; Streptophyta; Magnoliopsida; Rosales; Cannabaceae
Exons: 2
Coding region: 1-876 (291 amino acids)
Source: RefSeq, a predicted model, not a curated record
AUGCGCCAUACGUUGGCCUCUCUUUGGCAGCCUGGUAAGGGAGUUUAUAUUAAAGAGUUAGACACUAAUAGAUAUCUCUUUCAAUUCUACCAUGAAAUUGAUGUUCAAACCGUUAUUGAUGGGAGUCCAUGGACGUUCAACCGAAUGCCGCUUGUGUUUCAUCGACUGAAAAGAGGAGAGGACCCUAGGGUGGUUUCGCUGCAUGAGAUUGAUAUGUGGGUUCAGCUUCAUGAUCUAAAAUAUGGGUUUAUGUCGGAAUGGGUGGUUAAACAUGCUGGGAAUUACAUAGGAACUUUUAUCAAAUCGGAUGCGAAAAAUUUUAUUGGUGUUUGGCGUGACUAUCUGAGGGUGCGGGUUACUGUUGACAUCAACAAACCUUUGAAGAGACGUAUGAAGUUGAUCAAACAAGAUGGCUCUUGGCUUUGGACUACAUUUAAGUACGAACAUGUUCCUACAUUCUGCUUUGUAUGUGGUUUCAUUGGCCAUUCGGAAAGGCUGUUACAAGGAAGAAGAACUACCUUAUCGGAGCACAAUGGCUACGUUCAGGGCGUGAGGAGGAGGACGGUGGCCUCUGCAGGUGGUGGACGAUCGCCAAGCAUGGCUGGGGUGCAAGAAUCUUUUGACCCUACAAUCGUGCGAUCUGAUGGAACUAAUUUUGGAAGUAAUGGGGGAGCUAAUUCUGGAAGUAAUGGGGGAGCAAUUCGGGUAGUAAAUCAAGGUGAUAAUUUAGGAAAGAAUAUUAUGGCUAGUAAUGAGGAUCAAGGCAAUAAAGAUGAUCAUGAUCAUGUGGACAUUCCUAUUGAAGAUCCUAUCCUAAUAUUGGACAAUAAAAGGAGGCGUACGGUUAAGGAAAUUUUGAGGGAGGUCAUGACGUGA